Messenger RNA from Psilocybe cubensis, 2811 nucleotides. RefSeq lists its product as uncharacterized. The coding region runs from base 1 to 2811 and encodes 936 amino acids. The transcript is spliced from 4 exons. The record is from RefSeq and is a predicted model, not a curated record. Lineage: Eukaryota; Fungi; Basidiomycota; Agaricomycetes; Agaricales; Agrocybaceae.
AUGGAUAAUCUCCUCCCCCAACCACAAGCUUCAAAAAGGCGCUACUUGAUCACAGGUGGCCAUGGAUUUAUAGGAUCCCACAUUGCACGUCGCAUGUUCGCUGCCGGCGAGGUUACGGUUCGAAUCGUGGACAUAGCACCUACGUCAGCGAUAGAAGGUCCAAUUUGCCACGAGUUUCUCAAGGGCAAUCUGCUCGAUAUGUCCUUUUGCGAACAAGCUCUAGAGGGGGUCGACGUCGUUAUCCACCUCGCUGCCAACAUGGGUGGCAUGGGAACAAUCCACGAUGACAAUGAUUUCCUUAUCUAUCAGGAGAACCAUAUGAUGACGAUAAACAUACUUCAAGCCUCUUUAGACGCCGGUGUCAAACAGCUAUUAUAUGCAUCAUCGGCCUGUGUGUAUCCCCAGGAUUUGCAGAGUGACCAAACUGGAGACGUUUCUCUGCGCGAAACCGCAGUAUGGACUCAAUGUUCCCCACCUUCGCCUCAAGGUCUAUAUGGGCUCGAGAAGUUACACUCCGAAAAUAUCAUGCUGCUGGAACAGUUUGCAACUAAAAUGGACAUUCGAAUUGCCCGGUUUCACAAUAUUUUUGGUCCCGGCGGUUCCUGGAAGGAUGGCAGGGAGAAAGCGCCAGCUGCCAUGCUUCGAAAAGCUCUGGCAUUGAAGCGCGUUGGAUUAUCUGCCAAUACCACGUUCGAGGUAUGGGGAGAUGGAUAUCAACGCCGAAGCUUUCUGUAUGUUCUUGAUGCUGUCGAUGGAAUCAUGGCACUUCUGCAAUCUAGGCACAAUCCUGGCCCUAUCAACAUUGGUUCGGACAGAUCCGUUACCAUCCAGGACCUGGCAAAUAUGGCCCUCGAAUGUGUCGGAUUAGACCCCAAACAGGUCUCCUUUUCAUAUCAUCUUGACAAGCCCGUUGGUGUCAUAUCGAGAAAUUCGAACAACGAGAGGGUAAAGGAAGUCCUUGAUUGGGAACCUAAAAUCAAACUAUUGGAAGGCAUGCAAAAGACUUGCGAAUGGAUGACACGCCAGCUUAAUCAAUUAGAAGCGGGAUCCGGUAUUGACGAAAAAUUUUUGGUCAGUAAAGUGAUUCAUCUUCGACCCCAGAAAAUCACAUUCGCCAUUCUACUUCCUAUAACAUCUCGAGGCACUGCAAAUGCGAUGGAUUGCCUCUUGAACUUGAGGCGAUUUGCAAAGUCCCUUGUUAAUACAACCUGGAGGGAUACUCGAGACACCUAUGAGGGAGUCACGUUUCGCUUUGCUGUAUAUCUCGCAAUCGAUGCAGAUGACGAGUUUCUUCUUCCUCAUGGUCGCCAUGAAGGCAAGGCUCAAGCCGUUUUACGCGACGAAGGCGUAUUCAACAUCACCUCUAUCUACUGCGACCUCCCCCGAGGCCACGUAUGUGCGCUUUGGAGAAAAUGUGCCAAGAAGGCCUGGGUAGAUGGGUGUGACUACUUGGUCCUUAUGGGAGACGACAUCAUUCUUCAUGAUGAGGGAUGGAUGAGAAAAGCCUAUACAGAGUUCUCUGAUUUGGCGAAUGAGCUUUUGGUGCCAUACGGAUUUGGUUGUGUUGCUUUCACUGAUAUAUCAUUUCCUGGUAUGCCUACUUUUCCAAUCGUUCAUAGAACCCACAUGGACAUCUUCGGCGAAGUGGUACCGGAAAUCUUUGUCAAUCAAGAUGGUGACCCAUUUCUGUUCCAGCUAUACAGACGGUGGAACUCGUCCAGAAUGUUCACAUCAAGGAUUUCCAAUGGUGUUGGAGGUGAAAAUGAUGCUCGAUACUCCAAGGCGCACGCUCAGAAAUGGAAGUUCGGCCCUCUUGAUCAGGCGGUUUCCGUUGCUCAUAACUGGCUUCAUGAUCAAGCAUGCAAUCCCAAUAGGAUGGUGACCAUUGAUGUCGUUAUUCCAUGCUAUAGGGUUGACAUCUCAAUCCUUGACCGGAUUCUGUCCCUCAAGCCAACUACCACCGCUUGCGUUAUGUUCAUUAUUAUCAUCGACGACCCGCUUUCCCCCAAUAUUUCUCAACUUGAAUCAAAGUAUUCAAGCCGUCCCGACGUACGCAUUAGAGUUAACCGGAAGAACUUAGGGGCAUCUGCCUCACGAAACAGGGGAAUGGAAGAGUCGGCAGCUGAUUGGAUUCACUUCCUGGACGAUGAUGUGGUCCCUAGGCAAGACCUUCUGGAGCAGGCUGAGAAAGCAAUUCGUUCUGAGCCCAGAGCCAUUGGUUUUGUUGGGAAAUCUAUGUUCCCAGUAGCCGAUACUGUAUUCACUGCUGCUGUACAUCUCGCCGGCGUGACUUAUUUCUGGGGUAUAGCAGGAGACAGCAACCUGACUGACGAUGUCCCUUGGGGUGUUACUGCCAAUCUCAUCACGCGACGCGUUGAUGACUCCAUUAAUUUUGAUUUGAAGUAUCCUAAAACUGGGGGAGGGGAAGAUAUAGAUUUCUGCCGUCUGAAGAGGCAAUCUUCUCUUUCUAACAAAGGAAAGGGAUUUAUUGCAGCUCCGGAUGUCCAGUUGUUCCUCUGCGUCAUCCUCGCGAACACUCUGGAUGACUAUUAUAGACAUAUGUGGAAACACCCGGAACGGACCGCAUCUUUGGACAUUAGCAUCCGCAGGGGAUCAUUGCUAUGGAGGCUUUCAGUUAUUGAAAGCACGUUUAUACGGAUGUUUAGUGAAAUAGGGCGCCUGCGGGGGUUGUUUUUGCGUGGGGAAUACACUCUUGUGAUGAAACGGUUUGAUUGGUUCGCUGGUCGACUCAACGAUGCCCCAAUUAUGGAGGAAAGAAUCAACAGUAUGUUGAUGUACCUCGCCCAAUAA